CUCUCACCGUACCCAUGCUCUUGAAGGGCUGUCUGUUUCUUGUUCUCCACUCUGCUCUCUCCAUCGAAACACUCUCAACAUGUCAAACCACAUUCCAAUGACCUUCCGCCUGAUGGACCUUCCUCUGGAGCUCUUCCAACAAAUCAUCUAUGAAACUAUACUCGCGCGAGGAAGAAAACGCGGCCUAAGGCUUAUGCUCGUGAACCGUUUCUUCCGCGAGCAAGUGCGCUAUGUACUCUGUAUGAACAGCAUGUUAGAUGGAGCCUGGCCAUAUCAGGGAGAGUAUUCAAUGGUGCAAUCCUAUCUGGAAUACUGGGUCAACACCGAGCCUAGAGAUGGCAACCGCAUCCUCGUAAUCAUUCGUCAGGUUGCCGAACACUUGACGACAGAAGAGUCGGAGACAAAGCGCUACAUAUCGUCUCUGUGUAAACUGGCCAUGAAUCAUGAUGGCUUCUUCCGCUCACUGCGCAACGCCAGUGUUCGGGAAUGUAUCCUCAAACAAGAGUUUGAGACACAUCUUCACGCUGCCGCUGUCUACAUGAACCACGUUUCUGAUAUACAGGCUUGGGGGAUCCCGGAGUCUACAAGCUUUCUUUUUGGUGCGCCCUACGACUUGGCGGCUAGGUACGGAUCAACGGAUAUCAUGGAGCCCUACCUUCAACACGACAUUGCUCAGGUUGACAUUUGUGCAUUAGUGGCCGCUGCACAAAAAGGUAGAUUAGAUAUGGUCCGCUUCAUCUUUGAGUCUCACAUGGAUGCCAAGUCUGAUCAAUGGAAGAGUUUCUGGAUGACACGAAAUGGACAGAUUCGGAUUCGAACUAUGUUAAUAACACCGAACCCCGAGAUCUGGGAUUAUUUCCUGAACGAGCGCGGGAAGGUCAAAUUGACAUUUGAUCCUAGCAUGGCUGGCCUGUGCAGUAUGCGUCAACUGUCAGUCUGUAUUCGUUCAAGAUGCUGCCGAUUUGGCUGGACAGAAAUGGCCAGGUAUAUCAUUGGGCGAGCAAAAGAGAUAUCGCUUCCCUACAAGCAGAUACACCUUCAAAUCGCUAUAUCCGCCUGA
Messenger RNA from Pyrenophora tritici-repentis Pt-1C-BFP, 1060 nucleotides. RefSeq lists its product as uncharacterized. Lineage: Eukaryota; Fungi; Ascomycota; Dothideomycetes; Pleosporales; Pleosporaceae. The record is from RefSeq and is a predicted model, not a curated record.